AUGACAGACGAGGGAUGCUACUUUAGGGGUAACCCUUUAUUGCAAACGGCCCAGGACCUUGGUGAAUGGGCGUCUUGCUGUCCAAAAGGCAGCAGGACUACGAGUGCUGAGAAAGGAGCAUGCUCUUUUUAUCCACAAGAUGGUCCUAAGCCACCUAAAGACGAUAAGCCCCCUGCAGAUGGCAACAAGCCCCCUACAGCCUAA
Messenger RNA from Plenodomus lingam JN3, 204 nucleotides. The record is from RefSeq and is a predicted model, not a curated record. NCBI's taxonomy places the organism in Eukaryota, Fungi, Ascomycota, Dothideomycetes, Pleosporales, Leptosphaeriaceae.